Corylus avellana is the source of this 1256-nucleotide messenger RNA. Its product is annotated as blue copper protein. NCBI's taxonomy places the organism in Eukaryota, Viridiplantae, Streptophyta, Magnoliopsida, Fagales, Betulaceae. Gene Ontology annotation, cellular component: plasma membrane. The record is from RefSeq and is a predicted model, not a curated record. Gene Ontology annotation, molecular function: electron transfer activity.
CAAGUUUGCCUAGUUAGGUCAUGUACGUUUCAAAAAAAUGUAACAUACUACCAUUUAAUUUCUAUUUGAAAAUGCGGGAAUUUUUUUACAUUUUCAAACCGAAAUUUUUUAAAAAGGCUCUCAAAAGAUGUACUUUGUGCGAUUUUGUUCAAAAUCGUAUUUUCUGUUUGCGAAAUCGCCGUCCUUUUAAGUCGGAAACUAUACACAUUAUGGGCAAAUUAUGUUUACAAAAACAUAGGAGUUGUUAAAUUUUUGUUGUCUUUUAUUUCUCAUAUUACCGUCAACUUUAGAUCUUAUUAUUCCGGCCGGCAUGCUUAGAGAAAAUAAGAGCAAAUAUUCUGUCGUUCGGCAAAGCCGUCCAUAGACGGGUGAAAAUGCUAUAGAUUUAGAAGUUAUAAAUAGGCACAAGUUGAACUCUUCGAGGCAUGCAAGCACAGAAUCAAUCUGAUAAAGAGAGAGAGAGAGCUUGAAUUCUGAUAGCAAUGGCCUCAGCCCAAUUCUUCAAUGCCCUUGCCAUCCUAGCAAUUCUUGUCCCUUCAAUUUUGGCCACUGAGUUUUUGGUUGGUGAUGACAAGGGUUGGACCAUUAACUUUGAUUACCAAGCUUGGGCUAAAGGAAAGGAGUUCCAUGUGGGUGAUAAACUAGUUUUCAAGUACCCAAAGGGAUUCCACAAUGUUUUGAAAGUCAAUGGCACUGGUUUCCAACAAUGUGUGGCACCGACAGGAACUCAACCCUUGACAAGUGGAAAUGAUAUAAUUACCUUAGUAACUCCGGGAAGAAAAUGGUACAUUUGUGGUGCUCCCAUGCAUUGUAAGAUUGGAAACCAGAAGCUUGUCAUAACAGUGCUACCUCAAACAGUGUCUCCGGCACCUUCUCCCAGUUACUAUAGGAAGCGUUACACUACCUAAAUAUUAUGAGUGGAUGAUUGCUACUUUUGGCAUCCCUAUUUGUUACGGGAAUAGGAGUAUGCAGGACUGCAGGAGUAAGAGUUUCAAGGGGCACACACAACAUGGUGAAGUAAGAGGAGUUGGGAAUCAUCUCUUCUUUUUCCUAUUUCCUAUCUUUCAGUAUAUCGAGUUGCCCCUUAAUAAAGAAUUUAUGUUAGAGUUGGUUUUGGAGGUAUAAGAAGCCUAUCUCCAAGUAAUCCAAGAUAUGGUAUUUGUUAUCAUACUCUGUUUUAGUUGUAAUGUUUUAGAUUCUUUCUUAUGCAAGUAAUUUUUAUUGGAUAGGAAUAUGUAAUCUGUACGUGAGCCUAU